UCCAGUCAUCUCCGGACCUCCAUACCGUCACCAUCUCCUCCACGGCUAUCUCCAUCUCCACCACCACCACUACCUUGUGACACUACCUCUACUACUACUACUACCACCCCUACUACUACCACUACUACCGUUGCUAAUACUACCUGUUGCCCCCUCCUCCUCCUCCUCCUCCUCCUGCUUCACCGAUUGGGAGGGAGGAAACGAGUGGACGGAAGGAGGAAACGGAGAGAAGAAGUAAGGAAGCAGAGGAUAAGGAGAGCAGAACGAAGGGACAAGGAAAGGAAAGACAAGAAGGAAGAAAAGGAAACAAGGAAAGAGGAGUAAGGAAGAGAAGAGACAGGAAGAAUAAGUAACGAAGAGGAAGAGAAGGAGAGAAGGAGAAGCAUUAAGGAAGAGGAAGAGAAGGAAAGCAAGAGAGGAGAGAAAGAGUGAGAGAAGUAAAAAGUUAAAAGAAGAAAAGAGAAAGUGAGAGGAAGAAAAAGGAGGUGAAGAAAAAGAAUUAGUGUGUGUACAAAAGUUCAAUCUGAAGAAAAAGAAAACAAAAGCAGGAAAGAAAAGACAAUAAGGCAGAAAAUCGAUAAGCAGAAGGAAAAAAAAGGAAGACAAGAGUGGUAAUAAAGAAGAAGAAAAGAAGAAAAGAAUAACAACAGGGAAGAAAAAGGAGUAGGAAAAGAAAGACAGAGAAGAAAGAAACCCAGAGAAGGAAGAAAGGAAGACAAGAAAACAAUACUAACCGUGAUCCAAAGAAAGGUGAAAGUAAAGUAGAAAGAAGAAAAGAAGUAAAGGAAAAGCAAGAAAGAGUGACAAGGAAGACAAGAAGACAAAUGUAAGAAAGAACGAAGAAAGGGAAGAAAAGUAAGGAAGAAAGAAGAAAAGAAGACACAACUAACAGGCAUCAAAUAAAGAAGAAAGAAAAAAAAAGGAAAGGGGACGAAACCAGGAAAGAGAAACAGAGAAGAAGAAAACAAGAGGAAGACAAGCAAAGAAGACAAGGAAGGAAGACAGGGCGCCAUGAGCGGGUCUGGCAAGGGUCUGUUGGGGCUGUGGCUGUACAGGACGGGCGAGGAGUGGCUGCUGAAGGACCCACAGAAGGCACCUAAGCAGACCAACACCACCAAGUCAUCACCAGAGAAGGAGAAGGAGAAGAAUGGAGGUGUUGGUGGUGGUGAGGGUGGUGACGUGUACCACCCCUCGCAUAACUCCGUGGUGUUGAACCUUAAGAACCAGGUGGGCGGACUGGCGCGGGCCCUCAAGGUGUUCCAGGACAAGGGCGUGAACGUGGUGCACAUCGAGAGCCGCAAGUCCCGCCGCCGCGACUCCGAGUACGAGAUCAUGGUGGACAUCGAGUGCGACAACUCCCGCAUGGACCACCUGACCCGCCUGCUGCAGCGACAGAUGUCCUGCCUCAGCCUGCACGACUACGACCAGGGCGAGUCCUUCCCCGAGGAGAUGCCCGAGACCUUCAGCACCCAGGAGAGCUUCGACUUCAGCGAUCUGUGCCCCUGGUUCCCGCGUAAGAUCAGUGACCUGGACAACUUCCAGAAGGUGUUGAUGUACGGCUCUGACCUGGACGCCGACCACCCGGGCUUCAAGGACCCUGUAUACAGGAAACGUCGACAAGUGUUCUACGACCUCGCCAUGAAGUAUAAGUUCGGAGAAGAGAUACCCCGGGUGGAAUACACAAAGGAAGAAGUUAAAACGUGGGGCACCAUCUUCCGCGAGCUGUUCCGCAUGUACCCAAACCACGCGUGUCGGGAAUACAACAACAACUGGCCGGACCUCGUCAAGUACUGCGGCUACAGAGAGGACAACAUUCCCCAACUUGCGGAUAUCGACAAGUACCUCAAGCGCACCACCGGGUUCUCCCUCCGCCCCGUGGCCGGCUACCUCUCGCCCCGGGACUUCCUCGCCGGGCUGGCCUUCCGCGUGUUCCACUGCACUCAGUACAUCCGACACUCCUCGGACCCCUUCUACACGCCAGAGCCGGACUGUUGCCACGAGCUGCUGGGACACAUGCCCAUGCUGGCCUGCCCGUCCUUCGCCCAGUUCUCGCAGGAAAUCGGCCUGGCCUCGCUUGGCGCCAACGACGAGGACCUCAUGAAGAUAGCCACGCUGUACUUCUUCACCGUGGAGUUCGGGAUGUGCAAGGAGGACGGCAGGCUCAAGGUGUACGGCGCGGGGCUGUUGUCAAGCAUUGGUGAGUUCCGCCACGCCGUCUCGCCCGCCGCCCGCACGGAGCCCUUCGUCCCCGAGACUGUGUCCAAGGUGCCCUGCCUCGUGACAACCUUCCAGGAGCAGUACUUCUUCACCGACACCUUCGAGGAGGCAAAGGAGAAGCUGAGGGCGUACGUGUCGACCAUCCAGCGUCCGUUCGGCGUGCGGUACAACCCGUAUACUCAAAGCGUGGAGAUCCUCAGCAACGUGGAGAAGAUCGCGGCCCUCGUCUCGGAGCUGCGCGGCGACCUGUGCAUCGUACGGAACGCCCUCGAGAAGAUACACGACAACGACGACAACGUGGACAUCGAGAACUUCACGAGCCUCCUCACCUCGGCCCUCAAGACGGACUCUCCGCCCAAGGUGUGAAGGACGACCUCGAACUCUCCCUCUUACGCCUCGAAGUCCUAAUGGUGUUCCUCUUUUUCUCCCUCUUACUCCUCUUUAUCUUACUCUUGUUCCCCUUGUUCUUCGUUUCUUCUAUCAUUGUUAUGUUAUUUAUCUUUCUGUUUCCUCUGCUAUGAUUUUUCUCUUCUUUCUUUCUUCUUCAUUUCUCUCUAAGUCCUCCUCCUUUUCUUUCUUCUUCUUCUAGUCCUCCUCCUCUUCUUCCUUAUAUAAACCUCAGCAACACGUGUCAUAGAAAACGUAGCUUGCCAUGUAUUAUCCUAGCUUUAAAAGGGUGACUCUGGUAAUAAUGGUGAUGGUAUAAAAUGAUAAUGAUAAUGAUGACAAUGAUAAUGUUAGUUCAUAGUGAGCCGCCAUGCACCUACCUGUCUGUUUUAGCACCUGUCCUAAUUGCUUACCUAAUUAAUGGUUGAUUAUUCACUAACACCUGUUCGUAUAGUGACUUUAUUAGUAGCUUAGAGUGUUGAAGGUCAUUUAGAGUUUAUUCUGUACAUAAUAAUAUCGUAAUAGUAAUAGAAAUAAUGAUAGUUGUAAUUGUGUGUGUGUGUGUGUGUGUGUGUGUGUGUGUGUGUGUGACCCUCCAUGCCAGGUCACAGGAGGCUGGUGACCUGACACUGACCUAGAGUGACCCUACGUGGCCCUCCCCCCCUUUCCAUCCCUCCUCCUCCUCCUCCUCCUCCUCCACCUAUUCUACCUCCCUCUUCCCUUUCUCCAUAGAAGUCGACAUAUUAAUAUUUUUGUUAUUUUAUUCUGUGUGAGUUUAUUAAAUUGAGUGAAAUCCACAUGAAAACGAAUUAGAUAAGUAAAGUAACCAAGAAAAAUAAAACACACGGAUUAAUUGACUGCUGGAUAGACAGAUUAAAAGAUAUGUCGAUAAAUAGAUAGUCAGACAGAUAGACGGAUAGAUUUUCUUGAGUCUGUCUUAAAACUCAGGAAGGCUCGGUUUUCUUUACCAUGGAAGAAGGAGAGAGAGAGAGAGAGAGAGAGAGAGAGAGAGAGAGAGAGAGAGAGAGGAGUCUAUUUGUAUGUAUGUAUGUAUGAUGAUUUCCCUUACGAUUUGAUUCUCUUAAUGUUUAGCAAUAACAUCAUGAACGUUAUCCAUAGUAUGUAUACAUAGUUGUAUGCGUAUAUAUACACCGCAUAUGUGUGUGUAUAUAUUCGCAUACAUAUUAUUAACAGAUAACUAUGUAUGUGUGUGCACUGGCAUGUGUGUAUAGCCGACGGAUAGAUCGCAUACACAACCUUCAGAGUGUAUAAUUGUAGGCGUGUGUAUGUAUGUAUGUAUACGACUCUUUAUUCUCGUUCAUACAUAUGUUAUCCAAAGCCCUUAUGCAAGAGUCAAGCAGCAUCUUCAUUCUUUCAUCCUUGUGCUAUCCAAAUCACUUGGGCAAGAGGUACCCAGCAUCUUUAUUCUUUCAUCUCUCUCGCUUGUAAACUCAGGAACAGCCUUCUUGUAUUGUCUUUCCUCUUGCCCACGACUUAAAUCUGGGAUGCCGUGGCCGAGUUGUCAGCGUGCGGGCGUGGUGAGCCCAUGGACCUGGGUUCGAGCCCUACCGAAACACGCUGAUUUGUCGAGACAUUGCCGAGUGGCGGAAGAUUACCCACAUGCUGCCCAGGUCCCCAAUCAACCCUAACUUCAGCGACUUGGAUCAAGACGAGCACCGGGGGGCAGCAUGGCCCAAGCAAGAGUCACACAUCACGGCAGAUACUAUAAAUAAAAUUCGCCUGCGUCACUAACGGGCUGGGGCCGUCCAAGAGCCCCCACAAGAGACCCUACCGACGUAAAAAAAAUCAACAGGAGAGCAUCAAGACACAUCACAUGACUAUCCGCUGUGGUUUGAACCCUUGAACUAAACAAGAUUAUUAUUAUUUCAUUGAUUUCUCCUUUAUUGUGCAAUUGAUCUCCCUAAAUCCUAUGCAUUAAUGUGCACGGCGACGGCUAGUGUAUGGCGAUGUAUAAGUAUGCAUAAGGGUAUAGCCGGCAUCGAGAUACAUACACUUACAUACACAGCGUAAAUAUCCACGUGUAUAACGAAGAUUAGCGUAUACGUUAUAACUAUACAAGAGAAUUAGUGGUGUUAUAAUAUUUAGUUAAUGAUGAUAAGUUAGCAUUGUGUGUGUGUGUGUGUGUGUGUGUACAUAAUUUUGUGUAGUUAGAAUAAACGUC
Eriocheir sinensis (Chinese mitten crab) is the source of this 4786-nucleotide messenger RNA. It is a transcript of the gene Trhn, whose product is annotated as tryptophan 5-hydroxylase 1-like. Gene Ontology annotation, biological process: aromatic amino acid metabolic process. The transcript is spliced from 15 exons. NCBI's taxonomy places the organism in Eukaryota, Metazoa, Arthropoda, Malacostraca, Decapoda, Varunidae. Gene Ontology annotation, cellular component: neuron projection. Gene Ontology annotation, molecular function: tryptophan 5-monooxygenase activity; iron ion binding. The record is from RefSeq and is a predicted model, not a curated record. The coding region runs from base 1012 to 2583 and encodes 523 amino acids.